AUGCUUGAAACUGUUACAGAAGAAACAGAGGUGAAGAAGAUGUCAAGACUUGCAGGCGUGAAUGAGCCUGCAGUUCUCGGCUUUGAAAUCUUCAAAGCCAAAUGUCCAACCAAGGAAAGGAUUACAAAACAAGCAACCGCAUUAUUUUGCCUGUGUAAUUCAGUCAACCUGCAAAGUUAUUUGGAGCAUAAUGAUCUUCUUUUCAUGGAGAAUGUAAAGAGUGAUAAGGAUAAGGCUUAA
Messenger RNA from Dovyalis caffra, 240 nucleotides. Lineage: Eukaryota; Viridiplantae; Streptophyta; Magnoliopsida; Malpighiales; Salicaceae. The record is from the annotation of a GenBank genome assembly.